CAUCUUCUUCUCUUCUCUCGGCUUUGCUCAGCCACCAGACACACACAACUUCUUCUCUCUUCUUAGACAUCCUUCACACACAAAAACAUGUCCACCACAUUACUCAGAACAAUCCAACCAAACCACUUCACACUCCUCGGAACCGCCUUGUUCAGAAGAAACAGAACAACAACAACGAGCCGUCACAUCUCCGUUCGAUGUCUCGGGAGCCAAACCGCCUCCUCUCAACCAAGAACCGCCCCAAAAAACCACGGAAGCAACAAGCUGGACGAGAUUCUCAGAGACUACGAAGCCGUGAUCGGGAUAGAGACACACGUCCAGCUCUCCACAUCCACAAAGGCCUUCUGCACCUGCCCCAACACCUACGGCUCCAAACCGAACACGAGCAUAUGCCCCGUCUGUAUGGGAUUACCCGGGGCUCUGCCCGUCCUGAGCUCGAAAGUUGUCGACUUUGGCGUCCGAUUGGGUCUGGCUUUGAACUGUGGUCUCUCUCUCAAGUCAAAGUUCGAUAGGAAGCAGUAUUUUUACCCUGAUCUGCCUAAAGGCUAUCAGAUAUCUCAGUUCGAUGUCCCCAUUGCGUCUGGUGGUUACGUGGAUGUGGAUAUUCCGUUAGAGUUUGGUGGUGGGCAUAGGAGGUUUGGGAUCACUAGGGUUCAUAUGGAGGAAGAUGCUGGCAAGUUGCUCCAUUCAGACACUGGAGAUUACUCUCAGGUUGAUUUGAAUAGAGCAGGAGUUCCUUUGCUUGAGAUUGUGUCUGAACCUGAUAUGAGAAGUGGGAUAGAAGCAGCUGAGUACGGUAGCGAGAUGCAGAGGAUUGUGAGGUAUUUGGGAGUGAGUAAUGGGAAUAUGCAAGAGGGCUCUCUUCGUUGUGAUGUUAAUAUCUCUAUCCGUCCCAUUGGCCAAGCUCAGUUUGGCACCAAGGUAGAGAUAAAGAAUCUGAAUGCGUUUUCAGCUAUGAGCAGGGCGAUUGACUAUGAGAUAACAAGACAGGCACUUCUAUACAACCAGGGUCAAGCCGACCAGAUUGUAACCGAGACUCGUCUUUGGGACGAAGGAGCUCAGAAAACAGUAACAAUGAGGAAGAAAGAAGGGCUAGCUGAUUACCGCUACUUCCCAGAACCAGAUCUUCCUGAAGUGAUCCUCACCCAAGAAUACGUUGAUAGCAUCCGUGCCUCUUUACCGGAACUUCCUGAGGCAAAGCGCAGGAGGUAUGAGGCAAUGGGUUUAGGUAUUCAAGAUGUGCUUUUCCUUGCCAAUGACGUCAGUGUUGCAGAAUAUUUCGAUCAAGUGAUUGGUAAAGGUGCUGAUGUUAAGUCGGCAGCAAAUUGGCUGAUGAGUGAUAUAGCCGCUUACUUGAAAAAUGAGGAACUUUCUAUCAGUGAUGUCAAACUUACUCCUCAAGAGUUGGCUGAGCUGAUAGCUGCAAUCAAAGAUGAAACCAUUAGCGGAAAGAUUGGUAAACAGAUUCUGUUUGAGCUAUUGGCCAAAGGUGGAACUGUUCAAGGAAUGAUUAAGGAAAAAGACUUGGUUCAGAUAACCGAUCCUGUGGAGAUUGAGAAGAUGAUUAUGAAGGUGAUCUCCGAAUCCCCAAAGCAACUUGAGCAGUACCGAAGUGGGAGGACCAAGCUUCAAGGCUUUUUUGCUGGCCAGGUAAUGAAAAUGUCAAAAGGUAAAGCAAACCCUGCUUUGCUUAACAAGAUUCUCCUGGAGAAGCUCGAUGCCAAGGAGUGAUGAUUGAUUAAAACGCACAAAAUUGGAGAUGCGAUUAGUGAAAGUGUUGUAUUGAGUUAAAACGGUUGUUCUUUAGAAAUUUUUUGUUGAAUUUGUUAAGUUUCACAGAGUCUUGUAAUGGCAAUACAAUGCACAAUGAAUUGGUACAGAUGAUUCUGUUGGAACAUGAAAUAAAAAAGCUUAGAUUUUGCAA
Raphanus sativus (radish) is the source of this 1924-nucleotide messenger RNA. RefSeq names its product glutamyl-tRNA(Gln) amidotransferase subunit B, chloroplastic/mitochondrial. The transcript has 7 exons. Bases 88 to 1731 code for a protein of 547 amino acids. Gene Ontology annotation, biological process: mitochondrial translation; glutaminyl-tRNAGln biosynthesis via transamidation. The record is from RefSeq and is a predicted model, not a curated record. Gene Ontology annotation, molecular function: glutaminyl-tRNA synthase (glutamine-hydrolyzing) activity. Lineage: Eukaryota; Viridiplantae; Streptophyta; Magnoliopsida; Brassicales; Brassicaceae.